AUGAGCUUCGGCUCGGAGCACUACCUGUGCGCCUCCUCCUACCGCAAGGUGUUUGGAGAUGGCUCUCGCCUAUCCUCGCGCCUCUCCAGCGCCGGUGGCGCGGGUAGCUUCCGCUCGCAGUCGCUGUCCCGCUGCAAUGUCGCCUCCUCGGCCGCCUGCUCUUCGGCCUCGUCGCUCGGCCUGGGCCUAGCCUACCGCCGGGCCCCGGCAUCCGACGGGCUGGACCUGAGUCAGGCGGCGGCGCGCACCAAUGAGUACAAGAUUAUCCGCACCAACGAGAAGGAGCAGCUGCAGGGCCUCAACGACCGCUUCGCUGUGUUCAUCGAGAAGGUGCACCAGCUGGAGACGCAGAACCGCGCGCUCGAGGCCGAACUGGCCGCGCUGCGACAGCGCCACGCCGAGCCGUCGCGCGUCGGCGAGCUCUUCCAGCGCGAGCUGCGCGACCUGCGCGCGCAGCUGGAGGAGGCGAGCUCGGCGCGCGCGCAGGCCCUGCUGGAGCGCGACGGGCUGGCCGAGGAGGUGCAGCGGCUUCGGGCGCGCUGCGAGGAAGAGAGCCGAGGGCGCGAAGGCGCGGAGCGCGCCCUGAAGGCGCAGCAGCGCGACGUGGACGGCGCCACGCUGGCCCGCCUGGACCUGGAGAAGAAGGUGGAGUCGCUGCUGGACGAGCUGGCCUUCGUGCGCCAGGUGCACGACGAGGAGGUGGCCGAGCUGCUGGCCACGCUGCAGGCGUCGUCGCAGGCCGCGGCCGAGGUGGACGUGGCUGUGGCCAAACCAGACCUGAGUUCGGCGUUGAGGGAGAUCCGCGCCCAGUAUGAGUCCCUGGCUGCCAAGAACCUCCAGUCAGCUGAGGAGUGGUACAAGUCCAAGUUUGCCAACCUGAACGAGCAGGCAGCGCGCAGCACCGAGGCCAUCCGGGCAAGCCGUGAGGAGAUUCACGAGUACCGGCGCCAGCUGCAGGCCCGCACCAUCGAGAUUGAGGGGCUGCGUGGGGCCAAUGAGUCCCUGGAGAGGCAGAUCCUGGAGCUGGAGGAGCGGCACAGUGCAGAGGUGGCUAGCUACCAGGAUAGCAUCGGGCAGCUGGAGAAUGAUCUGAGGAACACCAAGAGUGAGAUGGCUCGCCACCUUCGGGAAUACCAGGACUUGCUCAAUGUCAAAAUGGCUCUUGAUAUUGAGAUUGCCGCUUACAGGAAACUGCUGGAAGGCGAAGAGACACGUUUUAGCACCAGUGGAUUAAGCAUUUCAGGGCUGAAUCCACCUCCCAAUCCGGGUUAUCUGCUCCCACCUAGAAUCCUCAGUUCUACAACCUCCAAAGUCUCAUCCACUGGGCUGUCUCUUAAGAAAGAGGAGGAGGAGGAGGAAGAGGCUUCUAAGGUGGCCUCUAAGAAAACCUCCCAGAUAGGAGAAAGUUUUGAAGAAAUACUGGAGGAGACGGUCAUAUCUACUAAGAAAACCGAGAAAUUGAAUAUAGAAGAAAGUACCACUUCAAGCCAAAAAAUUUAAUUCUGUUGCUUUAAUAAGGUUAAUGCUUAAGAGGGGAUAAUAUGCAUUUGACUUGUUAAAGAGCCUAUUCCUGAACCAAAACACCUGUCACCCCUAUAAAAUGUCUUCAAGGCUUCAGUCUCCUAUUUAGCAUUGAAUCCUUACUUUCUCUAAUAAGAAAAGCACCCCUUAGGUUGGAGCAAGCUGCAGUCCUAGCACAACCACAAAGGAGUUAUCUAAGAAUUCCGCUUUCUCACCUAAAGCUCAGGCUUCACAGCAUUAGAUGAUUCAGGUACAGAGGAAGUACAAAUCAAGGUGCUAAAUCUGUGAUCAUCGUCAUUUGCUGUGAAUUGAAAUUAAAACCUGUAUUUGCUCGCUAUACCCAGACAUUACCCCGCUAUAUAGUCUCACUCUAGGUACAUAAAACAUAAGAUCACUGCCAAAGGUAAACCAAUGGUCCACAUCCAACACCAUUCUGACAAAACUGCUUCACAAGUGAUAGGUGUUUGUUUAAUGGACACUUCCUCCCACCUCUCACAAUUCCUUGUAUCCUUUCUUCCAUUCAGGAAAAAAAAAAAAAAAGAGCCUAGUGUAGUAUUCUUCCCCCUUAAACACAUUUAGGUUCUUCUCAAAAGAACUUACCCCCUUUAGCUCUCUCUGUUCAAUGGGUAAAAUUAGAUGCAUGUUGACCAUUUCUGUGAUUCGUGGAAUGACUUCUCCCUACCCAUUUCAUGUCCUUCCAAUUCUGUAAGGAAAAAAGAAAAAAGAAAAAAAAAAGCAGUGAUAAGUUUUAAGGGUCACCCCAACAAAUACAAUAAUGAAAGGCGUCCCUAGAUUUUAGGCUUUCAGCUUAUUCAAAUCCAUUUGAUUAGGGGGAAAAAAAGUACUUUAUUCUGAAUGUAGCUGUUCACUUUAACUUUAGAAACACACUAAUAGUGUCCCAAGCUGUGAUUAAGCUGACCUUAGAUUUAGUAGUAUAAGCUAGAAGAGGUGAGUAUUUGUGUGGAUGGGAAAAGCCAAGGUCUCAUUGCUCUGUGUCAGUUCAUUUGUGGUGAUCUAGAAUUAGCUCUUUCGUACCCUGACCCUUAGAACCCACUUAUCCCCUUUUCCACAGUCUAGGUCCUAACAAGGCCUUGCUUUUACUCUCCUAUGCCUUUGAAGAGUGCUAAGUGUAAUUAUAUUAUCCCCAGAAACAAUGCUACUGCCCAAAAGUAAAAGAAGUCACCUCUGGUCAAUCAACACCACCGGCAAACAUGAAAAAGAAAUCUUUCUCUUGUCUUAAUAAAAGAGUCCUGCCCAACAGUUUUCCCAUUGCUGCAUGGUUGGUGGGGUCUCCCUUCCCUACUGGAGAGGCAGCGACACCCAGACUAGAGAAGGGGUACAUAUGCUCCUACUCACGUGCUAGGAAGUACAUUCUGGAGAGUCAGCUUUUCAUCUGCCCAACUGUGUAGCAGCCGCAUUGCCCAGUCUUCCACGUACAUGUGCCAAGUUUGAUGUCGGGUUAAUUCUCUGUCUGCAUUCACUUCCACCAGACCUAAAGAGUUGCCAGGUCUCUGUCACACAUCUCCAUUCACAACAGAUAGGGCGUGAUGCUUUUACUAAACUUUCUUAUCCUAGGACCUGCUGCAAUGGUUCAAGGAACUGGAAAGAUGCUUUCUCUUCUUCCUUUCCCUCACUCCAUCCCCGUCUUUACUCCUCAGACUUCCUGUAAAACAUUAGUAAGAUAAGAAUUAAAAGUCACACGAAUCCCACCAACA
Molecule: messenger RNA, 3236 nt
Organism: Felis catus (domestic cat)
Lineage: Eukaryota; Metazoa; Chordata; Mammalia; Carnivora; Felidae
Gene: INA
Product: internexin neuronal intermediate filament protein alpha
Exons: 3
Coding region: 1-1500 (499 amino acids)
Biological process (GO): intermediate filament organization
Cellular component (GO): cytoplasm; postsynaptic intermediate filament cytoskeleton; intermediate filament
Molecular function (GO): structural constituent of postsynaptic intermediate filament cytoskeleton
Source: RefSeq, a predicted model, not a curated record